UUAAUGCGGAAAUUAGGGAUUCGUAAGUGACAGAGGGUGGAGUCCAGUAUGUUACGUCACUAACCAUGGUGGUCGGCGCUUUUCCUAUAGCGAAGCUCCUGUACCUGGGGGUCCGGCAGAUCAGUAAACCGCUCGCCAACCGGAUUAAGGCGGGAGCCCGGCGCAGCGAGUUCUUCCGCACCUAUAUCUGCCUCCCGCCCGCUCAAGCGUACCAUUGGGUGGAAAUGCGAGCGAAGAUGAGGAUCAUGGGCUUCCGCGGAGCUGCCAUUAAACCACUGAACGAGGAGGCAGCAGCUGAGCUGGGGGCGGAGCUUCUCGGGGAGGCCACCGUCUUUAUUAUUGGCGGAGCUUGCAUGAUCGCAGAGUAUUCGCGGCAGUCUGCCAACUCUCGCCGGAAAGAGGAGGAGAUGGAGGCCAGGCUGAGCUGUAUGGAGUCAGAGAUUGCGCGACUUGGUCUCCUCACAGAAGAGUUGGAUGCACGUGCCCGAGCAGCAGAGCGACAGAUGGUGGCAAAGUGAAACCGGUCACAUGCGUUGAAGCUGAUGCCAGACUGGUACCCGCCCUAUGUCUCCAGCCCUGGCACGAGGCUGAACUGAGGGACAUUUGACGUCUCUGGAGCGGGGAGGAAUAGAGGUUGGGCUGUGCUGCCCCCUGCCUGCUGGAAUAUGUAUAUACAGGAAUAAAAGGACAUUGUUGUGAUGA
Hyla sarda is the source of this 702-nucleotide messenger RNA. It is a transcript of the gene OPA3, whose product is annotated as outer mitochondrial membrane lipid metabolism regulator OPA3. Bases 66 to 518 code for a protein of 150 amino acids. Lineage: Eukaryota; Metazoa; Chordata; Amphibia; Anura; Hylidae. Gene Ontology annotation, biological process: regulation of lipid metabolic process. The record is from RefSeq and is a predicted model, not a curated record. The transcript is spliced from 2 exons. Gene Ontology annotation, cellular component: mitochondrion.